Anolis sagrei ordinatus is the source of this 3716-nucleotide messenger RNA. RefSeq names its product phosphatidylinositol glycan anchor biosynthesis class N (gene PIGN). Gene Ontology annotation, molecular function: mannose-ethanolamine phosphotransferase activity. Lineage: Eukaryota; Metazoa; Chordata; Lepidosauria; Squamata; Anolidae. The record is from RefSeq and is a predicted model, not a curated record. Gene Ontology annotation, biological process: GPI anchor biosynthetic process. Gene Ontology annotation, cellular component: endoplasmic reticulum membrane.
GAGGAGAUGGGCGGAGCUUAGCGGAGGGUGGGAGUCCGUAUGUCUUUGGCAGUGCUAGAGAUGGGACAGAAGAGCAUGCCUCUUCUCCUCUCGUGUCCACAGGAGAUCUCGCGAUAGUUUUUGUACACACCUUGUGCGCGGGGAAUGCUGUAGGGCUGGAUGAGGAGCGCAGAGGACUUCCUGCGGAAAUCUUUGGGCUCUUCUCUGACAAGCUGCCACCAUGGAUAUGCGAGUCUUCAUAGUUGCGGGUCUGCUGGUACAUUGUGUGUUCCUGAUCUCUAUCUUUGACAUUUAUUUCACAUCUCCUUUGGUUCAUGGCAUGACUCCACAUCAGACUCCUCUGCCACCCCCAGCACAACGCUUGGUCCUGUUAGUUGCAGAUGGUCUGCGUGCAGAUUCCCUUUAUGAACUGGAUGACAAUGGCACUUCCAAUGCCCCUUAUCUCAGGAAUAUCAUAGAAAACAAAGGAAGCUGGGGAGUAUCUCAUACUCGCGUCCCAACAGAAUCUAGACCUGGACAUGUAGCACUCAUAGCUGGAUUUUAUGAGGAUGUCAGUGCUGUUGCUAGAGGAUGGAAAGAAAAUCCAGUGGAAUUUGAUUCACUUUUCAAUGAAAGUAAAUACACAUGGAGCUGGGGAAGUCCAGAUAUUCUUCCUAUGUUUGCAAAAGGUGCCACCGGGGAUCACGUUUAUAUCAAUUGUUACAAAGCUGAAAGAGAAGAUUUUGCAGUGGAAGAUGCAACUGUGCUAGACACUUGGGUUUUUGACAAUGUUAAGGAUUUCUUCAACUCAUCUAGAAACAAUAAUACUUUGUUUUCUAAACUGCAUGAGCCGAAAAUUGUUUUCUUCCUGCACUUACUAGGAAUCGACACCAAUGGGCAUGCCCAUCGGCCUCAUUCAAGGGAAUACAAGAAUAAUAUCAGGGCAGUUGAUGAAGGUGUGAAGGAAAUCGUUUCAGUGAUUGAGGAUUUUUAUGGAAGUGAUGACAACACAGCUUUUAUCCUGACUUCUGACCAUGGAAUGACAGAUUGGGGGACACAUGGAGCUGGCCAUCCAUCAGAGACUUUAACACCACUAGUUGCUUGGGGGGCAGGAAUCAAAUUCCCACAGAGAGUUGCCUCACAACAAUUUGAGGAUGACUUUUUAAAAGAUUGGAAGUUAGAGACCCUGAAGCGCCAAGAUGUCAACCAGGCUGAUAUAGCACCAUUGAUGACUUCUCUUAUUGGAGUCCCUUUCCCCCUGAAUUCUGUGGGUGUUUUGCCGCUGGAGUACCUCAAUACCAGUGAUCAUUUUAAAGCAGAGAGUAUGUUUACAAAUGCUGUUCAGCAUCUUGAACAAUUUAAGGUUAAGAUGGCUCAGAAGAAAAAAACUACACUACCAUUUCUGUUUUCGCCAUUCAAGUCUCUUUCUGAUUCUGAGCAGAUUAAUAUUCUCAGAAAAGCAAGAGCAUCUAUUCAGAAUGAGAAAUAUGAAGAAGCAGUAUCUCUUUGCAAAAAUCUGAUUAGCCUUUCUUUGGAAGGGCUGUCUUAUUAUCAUACAUAUGACAGGCUCUUUCUAGGUGUGAGCGUUGCCAUGGGUUUUAUAGGCUGGACAUUUUAUGUGAUCUUGGUGAUCAUAAAAGCACAUACUUCUCUGACCAGAAAUGUCACAAUAAAUAAGGUGGCUGGCAGUCUAUUCCAGAGUACAUUUCUUGCUGUUGGAAUAUUCAUAAUCAUUUUCCUGGCCAUUCAGAGCUUGCCUUGGACUUAUUACAUCUAUUGUCUGUUACCAGUCCCAAUAUGGUAUGCAGUUUUGAAAGAAUACCCUGUUAUUCAAGGACUGAUCACAUUUCUCUUGAACUUUCAACGGACCCAGUUUGUUGGAUUUUUGCUAGUUUACACCUUGGGAAUUGAAAUAUUGGUUUUCUCCUUUUUCUAUCGUGCAGCUCUCAGCUUUGGCCUGAUUGCCUUUGCUGCAUGGCCCUUGGUCACCCAGCUCUGGACCAAAGCAAAGACAACCGUACUAAGCUGGAUUCUUUCAUGCUUGUUGCUGGCGGUUUUCCCUUUGAUGCCUGUUGUGGGAAGAGAAGCAAAUCUGUCUCUAGUAACAGCAGCAGGGUUGCUGACACUGUUGGUGGCUUCAUCCUACCUGGUGUCCUACUUUUGGAAAAGCAACAAGAAUUACCUGCAUCAUAAAGACCUCAAAAUAUAUCUUUUUCAGUUGCUGAGCUUGGUGCUGUCAACAUACGUGGUGAACAAUACUCACCGCAGUGUUCAAAGCAAGCAAGGAUUGCCUGUAAUCAAUCAGAUUAUUAGCUGGACAAUAUUAGCUUCGUCCUUGAUAGUACCACUGCUAAGCCCCACAUUUCUCUUCCUGCGGCUGCUGAGCAUACUUCUUUCCUUGAUGUCAACAUACCUUCUGCUUAGCACAGGGUAUGAAGCCCUUUUCCCUCUGGCAUUGGCUUUGUUGAUGUUUGUGUGGAUAAAUGUGGAGAAAGAAGCAAUACAUCUUCAUGGAGUUUUACUUAAUCCAAAGCUUGCUGCGCUCAGCUUUUCAAACGCUACUGAUAUAACACAGUUUCGACAACUCCAUGUGGACGACAUCAGGCGAUCGUUUUUCUUUCUUUUCUUCAUAGUGACAGCUUUCUUUGGUACUGGAAACAUAGCUUCUGUUAACAGCUUUGAUCCAACUUCGGUGUAUUGCUUCUUGACGGUUUUUAGUCCUUUUCUAAUGGGAGGCUUGCUGUUGUGGAAGAUUGCAAUCCCCUUUGUUCUUGUGUCGUGUGCGUUUGAAGCUGUGCAAGUCACUACCCAAUUAUCGUCUAAAAGGCUUUUCCUCAUUGUUCUUGUGAUUUCAGACAUCAUGGCUUUGCACUUCUUCUUUCUGGUUAAAGAUUAUGGAAGCUGGCUGGACAUCGGAACAAGCAUUAGCCAUUAUGUUCUUGUGAUGUCCAUCACCAUCUUCUUGAUGCUCUUAAGUGGAAUGGCCCAGCUGCUCACCACAAAAAGACUAAGCCCUUGGGAAGACACGAAGCACCAUUUGUUGUGACGGAUGACUGAGAUGUCCAUAUUUUGGAACCUUCACCUUUCCAGAGGGACACAUAAAAUUGUGAGAUUGGCAGCUAGAAACUUCUAAAGAACCUGGAGCUACAAGCUCAUUCUCUUCAGAAUUGAAUCUUGUUUGGUCAGUUAUCAAGAAGAAAGGGAAAGAACAUAGCCGUAAACCUUCUGCCAAAACAUGAAUAACUUUAAUGAGUUAUUUUAGUGUUAAAGAUGAGUUCUGGCUGGGGUUGAGAUGGGUGGCAGGGAAGGAAAUAGACUCUGUAACUUUGCCUGAAAGUGCCAAGGCUUGGAAAGCCAGUGAACAUUCUUCACAUUGUCCCUCAAAACCUGUGCCUGCCUUUGGACCAAAUAAUGAAUGGACUGAUGUGCAAAAAAGGUCUGCGUGCUCUGAGAUUUACUACAGGCAAGGUUCUCUCUUCUAAGGCGAAGACCAAGUUUAAUGACUUGUGUUUAUUGAGCAAAGACUAAAACUUGAAUUCUACUGUUUUGUAGAGUGAAAGAGAGGAAGCACGACUUCUUGGGCACUUUAUAAUUUCUUCACCUCAGGAAAUUUAUUAUGGACUAAACAUAAUAUGAUUACAGAAAAGAGAAACAAUACAUUGAGAUACAGAAUUGCAAAAUGUACAAACUGACCUCCGCAAAAAAAAAGGGUCAUUAAAAUUUUAUAACAAUCUGAA